AGGAUGUUUUUCCAGGAAUUGCCGUAGACGGCUAGUGUAGUGCUCCUGGUGGCGCCAGCCUGCCUACUCAUGGUUGUCAUCUGGAGGCCCUCCCAGAGCACUGGGGAACAGCCCCAGGGGGGGAUCCUACUCUUCACUCCUGACCCUGAGGAAGUGCCAGGUCAGACUGCAUCCUUGCUGCAGAGGCUCCUGUGGGUGGCCAAUUUCAUGUGCCUGUUUUAUAAACAAAGGGCUAGAGUAGGUAGCUUCACAGGUCCUUCAGUUUUGUUUUGUUUUUCCUUGUUAAGAGAAGAAAAAGUUUAUUUGGUCUUCAUGGUUUCAGAGGUCUCAGUCCAUAGACUGCCAACUCCAUAGCUCUGGGCCUCAAGUGAAUAUCAUGGCAGAGGAAAGCCACUCAAGACAUGGCAAACAGCAGACAGAACUUCACUCACCAGGGGAAAAAUAUAAACCACAAAGACACACCCUAGUGACCCACCUCCAGCUGCUCCCCACCUGCCUACAGUCACCCCAGUUAAUGCACUGAUUCGGUUAAAAACUCUCAUAAUUCAAUCAUUUUGCCUCUAAGCUUUCUUGUGUGCAUGGACUUACACACAAGCAUUGGGGGACACCCAGUGUAAAUCCGACAUUCCGUCCUGGUUCCAGCAUUACCCAAAAGUCCAAGUUAUAUCGGAUAUAUAAUGGCACAGAGUAACAUUUCCAUUCCACAAGGGAGAAAUAGGGGUUUAGAAAGAAGAAAUGGGACCAAAGCAAGACUGAAAUCCAAUUGGGCAAACAAGUCUAGCUCCAUGUCUAGCAUCUGAGGCACAUGGCCUCACGAUGUUCUCUCUAAAGGGCUGGUGUAGCUCUACCUUAUGACCUUGCUGGUUGUGGUUUCUCUGUUGGCUUCUUUCUUUUUAAUUCCUACAACUUUUGUUGGCUUAUGUCUCACAUUACUGGCCUCUCUUGGGGUGGAGGUGUCUCUACUGCAGCUUUGGCUUCCUUUUCACAUCUCCAUGUAUUGCUCUCUCAGGGGCAACCCACAGGGACUCCAACUCUACUAUACUUUUCCUGGCCUCUCAGUGGAAGCCUUCAUGACCCCCUAACCCAUCCUGCAUUCCUGUAGAACCAGUACCGUGUGAUUUAUGCCAAGGUCUGACACCAUCUCAAGCAGUAGCCAAGCCUCCUGGGACCACAGUUGCACCAACCUCUAAAUGCCUGGGCAGCUGUACUUGGUGAAACAACUUGUUAGGCUCCUCUGUUCAAGCAGAGUGCCCCCAUGGUCUCCUCUCAAUGGAAUUCUGUUACAUUCUUGAGCCUGAGAUAGGUAUGGUCUUGCCAACUCCCGAGAUGCCAUCAAGCCAUCUUUCCUAUGGUUCUGGGUAAAGCAUUUAGCAUUUCUUUAGUAGCCCUAAUCACUUUACCAACCAUACCUUCCUUGGACACAGUUUUACUUGCAGUUUUCUGGCCAAACUUCAAGUUUUUGAAAUUUUUCUGUUCUGCUCCUGGUCAUCACAGUAAACUUGGUUAAAAGCUACCAGCACUCUCCAUGCCACUACCUGACUGCUGUGCUGCCUCAAAAUUUCCUGUGUCCCAUUAAGAAGUCCAUCACCUUUAAAUUUAGGCUCACAGAAAAUCUCAGGACAUGGGCAAAAUGUAAAUGACUUCCAAGCCAGAACAUAACACAAAUGCCUGCUAGUCCAAUUUCCAAUAGAGUCCUCUUAUGAACCCUCAUGAGCCUAGUCUUUACUGUCCAUAGUCCUGUUUGCAUUCUGGUUUUUUGACCUCCCAUCAGUGGCUCAUUAAGCUCCAGUUACAACAUUCUAAAGCUUCUCCAGUUUUCACUGCUGAACUUUUCAAAAAUUUUCCCCCCACAAAUCAGCUCCAAAUUCUUCUGAACCAGAUGGUCAGGUUGGUCCCAACAGGGACCCCACUCUAUGUACCGAUUUCUGUUUCAGUCAGCUUUUUCAUUGCUGUGACCAAAAGCCCUGACAAGAACACUUUUAGAGAAAGAAAAAAAUUAUUUCACACAGUUUCAGAGGUUUCAGUCCACAGACAGCUGACUCCAUAGAUUUGGGUCCAAGGUGAGGUUGAAUAUUAUGGCAGAGGAAAGCAGCUCAGGACAUCAUGGUCAGGAAGCAGAGUGGUUUCUUCUGAGAAACCCGAGACUGGUUUUUCCAGUUUCAUAAAAUAGGUCCAAUCUUAGGUAAAUUUGACCACUUGAGCACAAUUUACAAUCUGUGUAGUCAGCAGAUAUUUCAGGAAUACCUGCUGUGUAUCAGACAUUGCAUCAGCCAGCAGAAUAUAAAACAAUGGACAGGCAGGUAUGGGCUGUGCCCUCAGAGAGCCUGUCUGGUGGAGGUUGGAUUGAGCCAUUAGAGUGCAUUUGGGGUGUAGGAGUGGAGAAAAUACAAGGUGCUUCAGGAGCUUACAGUGGAGGCACUUCCUCUAGCCUGGAAGAUGUCUGGAACAAAUGCCUUUAGUGCAGGCAGCAGGGGGUCUCAGCACUUCAGAGGCCCAGUCAAGGAGAAUGUGAUGUUUCGGAGAACUGGAAGGUUCUAGCAUGGGGUGAGAUGAGGGGAUGUUGGGAAUGGAGUCCAGAGGGGUAGGUGGGUUAUUCCUGAAGACUCCUGUAGGUCCUGGGCAGACAUACCCCACUGGCUUUGGGAAGCCCCACCAGUGCCUUAACCAAGGAAAUAACAUGAGGAAUGGGAACACAGGUUCCUAGAACAAGCUCUUGCUGUUGACAGUGGGACAAAUGAGAUGGCUACCUCCCAGCAUGGAGGCAGGGAGUUCUUGGGUCUGUUGGAAGUGGAAUGUGGGGCCUGCACUGUGUGAUGUCCAAGUUUAUCAGACUUAAGUUAGAAUAGGAAAUGGUAGUAAAAAAGCAGAAAUAUAGAAAGUACAGGGAACGAAUGAACUUAGACUUUUACGUUGCUGCAGAUAACAGUUAUUGCUUUAUUUUAACUUGUUUUUUUGUUUGCAGUACUGGGGGUUGAACCCAGGGCCUCACAUGCUUGGCAAGUGCUCUCUGCUGAGCAACGCACCAUCCCUUUUUAUUUUCUUUGGAGACAAGGUUUCACUAAAUUGCCCAGACUGGCUUCAAACUUGCAGUCCUCUUGCCUCUGGCCCCACCCACACCCCGUAGUUGUUAUCAGUGGUAUGUACCACCACACCCAGAUGAAUGUGUUUUUUGAGUAGAUAAAUACAUUGAUAUGGUUCAGAGUAUCUCCUCUGCCUUCAGCCACUGUUAAUAGGAGAAAGUGAAUUUUUGAAAUAGGACAUGUGUAGCUUCAUACACAGCUUCACAAAACAAACUGGAGCACCAAGACAAUGUUCUCUCAGAUUCUGGAAGUAAAGUCUUUAAAACUAUUACAGGGUAACCUAGAUGUUCUUCCUGUGGACUGUGACUCAUCUACCUGAUGGACAGGCUGCCUUUAUUUGACUGUGGAAUCUGCAGGAAGUGUGCAGUCCAGUGCGAUUGGGUUCCAGUGUUCCUGCCCGUUCACAUUUACGGGUGUGCCGCUCCAUCCAGAGUUCAUUUUUGCUCACUCUCCUGUACUGCCCAUGGGAGUGAUCGUGCAGUGUUGUGGUCUUUAUCAAAGGCGGAUACAUGAAGAUCCCAGCGCGAGCUGCACUGUCUCCUUCCACAAGUCACAGCACAGGGCCCAGCAGCCCCCAGACGUCCUUGGCCCCAGGACUACUCUGGUGUAUGGUUUGGGACAAUGACUCCUGUGAGCGAAGGGGGCACAUCCAACAGCGUUUUUGACCUGGACUAUGCUUCCUGGGAGAUCCGCUCCACACUGGUGGUCGCAGGCUUUGUCUUCUACCUGGGUGUCUUUGUGGCCUGCCACCAGCUGUCGUCCUCCCUCAACGCCACUUACCGUUCUCUAGGGGCCAGAGAGAAGGUCUUCUGGGACCUGGCAGCCACGCGGGCUGUCUUUGGUGUCCAGAGCUCAGCUGCGGGCCUGUGGGCUCUGCUGUGGGACCCUGUGCUUCAAGCUGACAAAGCGCUUGGCCAGCAAAACUGGUGCUGGUUCCACAUCACCACAGCCACAGGGUUCUUCUUCUUUGAAAAUGUGGCCGUUCACCUGUCCAACAUGUUCUUCCGUACCUUUGACUUGUUCCUGGUUGUGCACCACCUCUUUGCCUUUCUUGGAUUUCUAGGCUCAGCGAUCAAUCUCAGAGCUGGCCACUACCUAGCGAUGACCACAUUGCUGCUGGAGAUGAGUACCCCCUUUACCUGCAUUUCCUGGAUGCUCUUAAAGGCCGGCUGGUCCGAGACGCUGUUCUGGAAGCUCAACCAGUGGCUGAUGAUCCACAUGUUUCACUGUCGCAUGGUCCUCACCUACCACAUGUGGUGGGUGUGCUUCUGGCACUGGGGACGCCUCGUCAGCAGCCUGUACCUGCCUCAUUUCGCACUGUUCCUUGUUGGGCUGGCCCUGCUCACACUCAUCAUUAAUCCAUAUUGGACCCACAAGAAGACCCAGCAGCUUCUCAAUCCAGUGGAUUGGAACUUUGCACAGCCUGAGACCAAGAGCAGCCGGCCAGAGAGGACCAAUGGUCAGGUGCUGCAGAAGAAGAAGCCAUAGUGGCCGUAGUCGGGACCAGGUGGGCCACUGUGUCUGUGGAUGCAGCACAUGGGUUCCACAGCUCCGAGAACAGUGACUUUUGUAACAAAUAAGGUCUUGACUAUCUGUGUAGCGCUAAGUGAAACCCUGGCUUUCUAGUCACUAGUAUUAAUUCUGAAGUAGCCACAGAGUAUUACGAGGCCUCCUUCACCUUCCGGAGCAGAUCUUUGCCACUGUGACUUCCUGGACUCCUCUGGCUUGUUCCUGCAGGCAGUUAGCUCGGAGGAGGAGCCCUGGUGGCAGGCACACUGCCGGCUGGGGAGUGCUCGUUGCGGUGCUCCUAGCGGGUGUGCUCCGGGCUGCGUUGACUCCUCUUAGCCGCAGGCUCACAUUCGGUGUGUAUUAUUCCAAAGACAUUUUCCUUUAGUUGGAAAGGAUUGGCCUAAGGAAGUCCCAGUGUAUGGCCUUUUAAAGCUGGUGUGUAAUGGUACCACCUAGUGGCAGUGGAGCCGUUGCGGUGGCCCUGGGUAGGAGACUGCCACCCAGGAUGCCACCUGCCCUGACGGGAGUGCAAGUUAUAAAAACUUCCACUUUUUUUUUUUAAUCAAGAAAGAUUUUUAAAUGAUUUUUAUUGACAUUGUAUUUCUCAAUUGACAGAAUAAGGUAAGUGUUCAGCAAGCAGAUGUGUCUGGAUUUCAGAGCCGUUUUUACUUGAUGGUGGCCUGUAGGUACCCAGGCCAGACCCUGGAUCCUUGAUUGAUAUUUGUGGACUUUAAGGCAAGUUAUUGAGGACUUCUUCCCUGAGAUGUGUGGUUGACCCUAGUGGCCCUGGGCAGACCUGCAACCAGCUCUUGAGAAGGGGUCUCCAAUGCACCUGGCUUUUACCACACUGUACCCAGGUAGAAUCUGCACACCAACUUAGCAGUGUUGACAGACCUACAAACAAACAUUUUAUUCCCCAUAAGUACAUAGUUAAAAGUGAAAGUAUAUUUUUAUCAAAGCACCUUUGAAUAAGUGCUUGCAGAAAAUAUGUUUUUAUUGCUCUUAAAAUCAUGUGACCCCUGCUUGUUUGCACCAUGGAACUCUUGGGAUAGUGUAUUUUGAUGACUGGUGCUUUAACUUUAUUGAUUGUAUUUAGAUCAAGAUAUAUGCCUAUUUAUCUCAUCCUAAAAGUAUUUAAGCUAUGUCCCUGCUAAGAUCCUUAACUAAGAACCCUGUUGCUCCUGAUGGCUGCUCCGUUCUGCCCUGUCCCAUGGAACCAGCAUAAGCUGGUGGUUUUCCACUGGGCAGAAGUUUAAUAAAGUGACUGAUGUUUACAGAA
Molecule: messenger RNA, 5868 nt
Organism: Marmota monax (woodchuck)
Lineage: Eukaryota; Metazoa; Chordata; Mammalia; Rodentia; Sciuridae
Gene: Cln8
Product: CLN8 transmembrane ER and ERGIC protein
Exons: 3
Coding region: 3702-4568 (288 amino acids)
Biological process (GO): lipid homeostasis
Cellular component (GO): endoplasmic reticulum; membrane
Source: RefSeq, a predicted model, not a curated record